Messenger RNA from Syzygium oleosum, 1822 nucleotides. RefSeq names its product RNA pseudouridine synthase 3, mitochondrial. The transcript has 9 exons. Gene Ontology annotation, biological process: pseudouridine synthesis. Gene Ontology annotation, molecular function: RNA binding; pseudouridine synthase activity. The record is from RefSeq and is a predicted model, not a curated record. Bases 181 to 1656 code for a protein of 491 amino acids. Lineage: Eukaryota; Viridiplantae; Streptophyta; Magnoliopsida; Myrtales; Myrtaceae.
GUUCCGACGAGACGCUGACGUGGCAGAGACAAGGCAGGGCGACGACAACUUUUCGAGGAGGCCUUCGUUGGGAGUCUCGACGCCGGCUUAGCGUCUCCUCGCCCUCCCAAAACUGCUCCGACGCCGGCGCUCGCGGACGGGCUGCGGGGCCCUCGUCUUGCGCUGCUAGCCGUGUCCCCUAUGUGGAACCACCCCUCGCCGCGACGGCGGUCGGCGGCGUGUUUGGCGGCGGCGGCGGCGGCGGCGAGGAGGCGCUACUCGAGGGCGUCGCCGCCGCAGGCGACGGCGAUAAGGUUGAAGAACCACGUAGCGAGCGUGGGCCAUGGGGAGCCGAAGGAGGGGCCGAAGCCACGCCAGCUGCUGUCGCUUCCCCCUUUCCCUUCUCGCCCUCUGCCCGCCUUCUCUUUCAAUGAAGCCUCUCCUUCUUCUUCUUCUUCUUCUUCUUCUUCUUCUUCAUUGCGAGUGACUGCAAUCAGCUGGGUCAAGUAUUACUUCCAUGGCGUUCACAACUCCGUCGUUCAAUCCCAUUUCAACAAGGGCCUUGUUCAGAUGGGAUGCGCCAACUUGGAUGACUCAUGCCUGGGACCGCAAGGAAAAAGAAAAUCCUUGAGAAAGAUCAAGCCAAAUGAAGUGAUGGAAGCAGGGGCCAGAUUGUAUAUACCUGUAUCAGUUGCCGAAUCAAGGAUCUCCAGGCGAUUCAACACGAUACCUAGUGGGACUCUCUAUCCUAAUGCCGAUGAGAUAGAGUACUUGCAGAGGCUCGUCAUGUACAAGGACUCCGCGGUUAUUGUGCUUAAUAAGCCCCCAAAAUUGCCAGUCAAGGGGAAUUUGCCAGUUCAUAACAGCAUGGAUGCUUUGGCAGCGGCAGCUUUGUCUUAUGACUAUGAUGAGGGUCCUAAAUUGGUGCAUCGCCUUGACAGAGAGACCAGUGGUCUUCUCUUGAUGGGAAGAACAAAGGAAAGUGUGGCUCAUCUUCAAUGGCUGUUUACCGACAUAAACAAAAAAGAUUCCUCCUUUAAGGCCUGGAAUGAUGCAUGUAAAGCUACUUAUCAAAGAUAUUGGGCGCUUGUCAUAGGCUCUCCUAAGGAAAAAGAAGGUCUUAUUUGUGCUCCCCUUUCAAAGGUGCUCCUUGAUGAUGGGAAAACCGAGAGAGUUAUUUUGGCUCAUAACUCAGGCUUAGAAGCUUUUCAAGAAGCAGUGACAGAAUACAGGGUAUUGGGUCCUACAGUAAAUGGAUGUUCCUGGAUAGAAUUAUGUCCUCAUACGAGCCGCAAGCAUCAGAUUCGCGUUCACUGUGCCGAAGCACUUGGUACUCCGAUAGUGGGCGACUACAAGUAUGGGUGGUUUGUGCACCAGAGAUGGAAGCAAAUGCCGAGAGUCGAUAUCGAGCCUUCCACGGGGAAACCAUACAAGAUGCGGAGGCCUGAAGGGUUGGACGUUCAGAAGGGAAGUGUCCUGUCAAAGGUUCCCUUGCUGCAUCUGCACUGCAGAGAGCUCGUGCUUCCCAACAUAGUCAAGUUCCAGGAGUUUCUGGAUCAGAAGUCGGAAGCCCCCCAUCCCGUGCUCAGCUCCAAGUCCCACAUGCUGCGAUUCGUGGCGCCAAUGCCUUCGCACAUGAAAAUCAGUUGGAAUCUCAUGUCCUCUUAUCUAGUGUGAGGAGGUGCUAGGAUACCGAUUGGGGCGUAUAGACACACGACGCAAGCUAGGUGCAAGCUUCGCUCGUGCUCCUAGCCCCAUCUGUAAAAUAAGCCGGCGUUUUGGACUGCCCGGUGCAAUGGGAUUGUAUGAAGGCAUUUCGGUUAUUCAUUCAUUUCAGAGUUUU